CAUUCCUCUCAUACUCUCUCAUUCGUCUUUCUCAACGACACCGAACCUUAAUAUAUCCUACAAUGGCUUUCCUUCACUCUAUCUUUGCUUUACCAAACAAAUGCUCAGCAAUUCUGGCUGUAAAGCUGAGCCCUGAGCAUGCCCACUGUAGUAAAAGCCAUUUCACCAUUGCAUUGCAGCAAGAUAUCGACAUUUCUAAAAAGGGAAAAGCUAGGGAUGAACUUCAAAUAAGACAUGCUAAAACAUUGGAGGAAGUUAAGCGGGAACUUCUUGGCAAGGCGGUACAAAAGUCAGAAUCGACAAUCUCUUUAAAACAAUUAUUCAGAACAGACACUGAAAUCAUCAGCUCUAUGUAUCUGAAGGAAAUUUUUGCACUUUCCAAAUGGUGGAAAGAGCUAGGUCUGGGAAAUGAUUUGACUUUCGCGAGAGACGAACCAAUCAAAUGGUACAUGUGGUCCAUGGCAUGCCUUCCAGACCCACGAUUCUCAGAAGCAAGGAUUGAAAUCACAAAACCACUCUCCCUGGCUUACAUCAUCGAUGAUAUGUUUGAUUUUUGUGCAAAUAUUGAUGAACUCACUCUCUUUACAGAAGCUGUCAAGAGGUGGGACAUUGCUGCCGUGGAACAAUUACCAGAAUACAUGAAAGGGUGUUUUAGGGCUCUUUAUGGCAUAACUAACGAAUUUGCUUUCAAGGUCCAACUCAAACACGGAUGGAAUCCUAUAACAACAUUAGUAAAAUUGUGGGUAAUGCUCAUUAAUGCUUUUCUGGAAGAAGCAAAAUGGUUCAGAUCAGGGCACGUGCCGAAGACAGAGGAGUACUUGAAGAACGGAAUAGUGAGCACUGGGGUGCAUAUGAUUCUUGUGCACGCUUUCUUUUUCAUAGGUGAGGGUAUAACGGAGGAAACAGUCGCUGUAAUGGAGGGAUUGCCGACACUGAUAUCUACAACCGCCACCAUUCUAAGGUUGUGUGAUGACCUGGAAGGGGACCAGGAUGUUAAAGGUGAUGACAAUGAUGGGUCGUAUCUGAAGUGCUACAUGAUGGAGCACCCAGAAGCCUCCAUUGAAGAGGCACGGGAGCAUGCCACUGAAUUGAUUUCGAAUGCAUGGAAACGUCUGAACCAAGAAUGUCUCAGAGAUGCAAAUCCGUUACCAUCAUCUUUCACCAAAGUUUGCCUCGAUGCUGCUCGCAUGGUACCUCUCAUGUACAGUUAUGACAAAAAUACUCUGUCCAAGCUAGAAGAGUAUGUUAAAUCGUUGCUUCAUGGUGGUGCCAUGCAAAGUAUUCUGCAAGAUCAGACUAGUGUUUCAUCAAAUAAUCUUACAUCAACUGACAUAAUGUAGAUCACAGCCAAAUAAAAUUGUUGGUGUUCAAAUAAGGGUAAGUUAGAAUCCUGUUUAAAAAAAUUAAUAUGUUUAUUUAAUUUUAAUUCUUGCAUCAAUCAAGCUAAAAGAAGCUGUAAAUUUUUCGAUCAAUGAUUGAAGGCUUCUAUAAAU
This is a messenger RNA of Vigna unguiculata (cowpea), 1493 nucleotides long. RefSeq names its product (3S,6E)-nerolidol synthase 1-like. Gene Ontology annotation, biological process: terpenoid biosynthetic process. NCBI's taxonomy places the organism in Eukaryota, Viridiplantae, Streptophyta, Magnoliopsida, Fabales, Fabaceae. Gene Ontology annotation, molecular function: magnesium ion binding; terpene synthase activity. The record is from RefSeq and is a predicted model, not a curated record.